Molecule: messenger RNA, 2906 nt
Organism: Eublepharis macularius
Lineage: Eukaryota; Metazoa; Chordata; Lepidosauria; Squamata; Eublepharidae
Gene: TMEM268
Product: transmembrane protein 268
Exons: 8
Coding region: 230-1264 (344 amino acids)
Source: RefSeq, a predicted model, not a curated record
UGAGGCUGCUGAAGAGACCUGAAUCACCUCGAUCUGCUUUUGUAUGGGGCCUUCUGCCAAGAGUGCCCAUCUUCCAAUUCUGACUUCAGUCUACCACUUCUUGGAUGGGGAAGGUGUGAUGCAAUUGUUGUUGUUUUUUCCAGAAACACAGAGUAGAAGAUGUGAAUGAGGAGGGUUGGAUCUAUUUCUGUACUAGAGCAAGAAUUGUGGAGUCAACCUUCUAAUCACUAUGGCCCCUGGCAAAAAUCAAGCGGGAACAGACAAAAAAGACGAGCUGUCUUUCUCAGUCUCUUACUGUCGGAGUCAAGCAGAAGAACACUCUGUUCAUUGGAGGAAAGAGCUUCUCAACGGCCAAGUCCUCAUGGUCCUCUCUGCUCGCAAGGCCUGCUCUCCUGCCUGUUUUGAUACAAAUCUUUGUGCAGCGAGACUGAAAAGCUUGGGAAUCCAGAUGACAACGGACCAGUGGAGACAUUUAAUUCAGUCUGCGGUUCUGGAGCCAGAAGUGAGGAAGUACAUGUUCUACAACUCCAGAGCAUUUGGGAUAGUUGUUACUGUGGUGUUCUAUGUAACUCUCUGGAUAAACCUUUAUUCCACACUGAAGAUAUAUUCUUUAGGACAGGACUGGAAAAUCAGUAUCUUGGUUACCUUAGCAGCCCUUGUGGCUGCCUUGGCCAUCAGGUUCAUCAUUCAUCAGCAGCAGGGGAAGAUGAAUAUGAAUACGGACAUGAGACUGGCAGCUGCCAACGAAGUUUUCAUGGAGCAUGAAUUGCUGGUGGGAGUCACUGAUAAACUGGAUCAACUUCACAGCAUUCCACAGCUAUGGUUUGUUCAUUUCAAUGUGAAAGCAUGUCUUCAGUCUUUAGAAGAGUCAAUUACAGCAAUGAAGCAGAACCAGAAGUCUGCUUUGCAGCACAACCUGGAUGAGCUCAGCCUUGUAACAGAGACCGCAAUCUUCCCAGCACAGGAGGAAAAAGCUGAAAGCUCUUUAGAGGAGUCACCAUUGCUGCCCGACACCGAGAAUAAAAACAAAAGUGCCCUGACACGUCGAGAGCUCCUUCAGCUUAUCCCAGGUGGAGCCCCUAAGGUAAUAGCCCACCAGCUGACGACGAUCUACAGCAGCUAUUACGUCAGGCUCUUGGUAAGCGGCCAGCUGCCGGAGGUCCCGGUGAGACGGCAUAUAAUGUUCAACCACAUCCCCUGCCUCUGCCAAUUUAUUGAAUUCACAGUGCUGGGGAAGAGAUCGUUUUCGUUCAAGCUGAGAUGACAAACAAAAGUGGCCUGCUGCCAGUUCAACUUGGAUCCAUUCUCUCUGCGAACAGCGUCAAUGAGCAGAGAAAGGAGAGAACAUCUGCAAUGGGGGGCGGGGGCGGGGGUGGAAAGCCAAUUGUUCUCCUUAAGACAGAGACAGGAAACUGACAUUUUUGGGAGACAUCCCUGUCUUGACAUGAGCGAGACAGUUUAAUACUAAGUUAAGACUUAUCCAACCCUCCAGCAGCAACUCUGCAAUGUUUUGCCUGAUCUGAGAUCCUUGAUGUGGAAAUACUGGGGAUUCUACCUGGGACCGUUCAGAUGCAAAGCAGAUGCUCUAUCAUUGAGCUAUAACCUCUCCUCCCUCCCACUUAACCAUUUGUGGGGAGAGAGAGAGAACUGUCAAUUGGGAAAACUUUUGAUCUACACACUAUUCAACCUUUUGCCUAGAUCCCCACACCACUGUUGUACUGCCGUUACCAAGCUAGAUCUGUCAUUCAACAUGUGCUGGAAUCAUCAUCUCACCAAGAAAUUGGAGGAAUCUGGGCAUCAAAUGGAGUUAGCUAGAGAACAAAGGAUUAGAUCCUGCCAGACCUUUCUCUGGACAAAAGGGGGGGUGGGGUGGUCAUUUGCACUGAUUUUCUCCUCCAACAGCAGUCCUCCAACUUGUUGCUGUUCCUGGUGGUCCCGUCCCACAGGGGGCAUUUAAGGCCAUGUUGGGAGGAGGGAAGUGAGAAACUCAUGGUUUGCUGGUGGAAAUCCUUCUCUCAACAUAUGGCUUUAAGGAAAACAUCUUUUUGUCUAAGAACUGGGAAUGUAAAGAAAUUCUUAAGGCCAGGCUAUGUAAUGCUGGACUUCAGUGACCGGAACUCCAGCAUUACAUUAGAAAUGUUAUUUGGAACAUUCAAGAACCACUCCAGGGAGAAGAUAUGGACUUGGGCUAUAGUGUUAGAGAAGGGGCGCGAGGUUAACUUUUCCCUCCAGUGCUAUACCCCCAGUAAAAAAAUGCUGUUUCCCCAGCCGGUUCAAAUCCUGUUGCAGAUGGGGGGCUUUUUUUGAUCUAGGAAAUUGUGCCAGGGGAAGUGUUAAUCUCUCCUUCAGUGCCAUGGCCCUGCUUUUUAAAACCAAAGAAUGCCUUCUUGGGUAGUUUGGCUCAAUUUCAUUCGUUCAUACAUGGGGGAGAAGUGAACUUGGUUUGGGCUGUGUUAGAGUCUGAAAAGAGAGGCCUCACACUUGAAGUUGCCUUACACUGAAUCAGAACUUGAUUCAUCAAGAUCAGUAUUGUCUGCUCAGACUGGCAGCAGCUCUCCAAGGACUCAGGUUAGAGGUCUUUCAUAUCACCUCAUGCCUGGUCCUUUUAACUGGAGAUGCCAGGGAUUGAACCUGGGUCCUUCUGUGUGCAAAGCAGAGGUUCUUCCACUGAACCACAGCUCCUCUCCUUCCCUGACAAAGCAGUUGGUUGUGCUUUGGGUGUGCUGGGUGUGCCCUGCUGCAUCAUGGGAUUUGGAACUAUUUCUCCUUGACCCAAGCCUACCAAUGAACAGAUAUUUAUAGGAGGAAAGCAUUGUUACCAAUGGACUUUUCUUCCAGAGAAAUCAAAUGACCCUGUGAAAACUUGCUUCAGACAUGCGGGGAGAGGGAAAGACAGAAAGCUUAGC